AUGGCUCGACCGCCAGACAUCAUCGUGAACCGCGCAGUGCCCCUCCCUGACGGGAAGCAGACCUCAAUAUCGGACUUUCCUGAGACACCUGUCGAGACGCGUCACUUUGGGCCGGCUCCUUCUGGACGCGUCCUUCGACGACACAAGACUAAGAAACGCGUUCAACUCACAAAUGGUAAUCUCGUCGUCGAACUGCCUGUUCCUCCGAAGCUUGUCUUGCCGCGCAAGGGCGACACCGAAGUGAUGGAGGCGCGCUAUACUGCCGUCACCUGCGACCCUGACGAAUUUGAGGGGAGCGGAUUCUUUCUGCGGCAAAACGAGAGCGGGAGACGCACUGAGCUCUUUAUUUGUAUCACUAUGUAUAAUGAAGACGAAGUGUUAUUCUGCAGAACCAUGUAUGGCGUCAUGCGCAACAUCUCUCACCUGUGCUCGCGCAAAAACUCCCAGACUUGGGGAGUCAAUGCUUGGAAGAAGGUGGUAGUCUGCAUAGUGUCUGAUGGUCGCAAGAAGAUACACCCCCGGGUGCUCGAUUGCCUUACCCUGCUCGGCGUAUAUCAGCCCGGAGGGCACAUGAAGAACAUGGUCAAUAACAAAGCGGUCACCGCGCAUUUAUUCGAGUAUACGACCUCCUUCGCCUUGGAUCCUAAUCUACACUUCCAGUAUCCAGACAAGGGCAUUGUGCCGACGCAGAUCAUCUUUUGUAUGAAAGAGAAGAACCAAAAGAAAAUCAACAGCCAUCGAUGGUUCUUCAACGCUUUCAGUUCCAUGCUACAACCCAAUGUAUGCGUCCUUCUCGACGUGGGGACCAGGCCUAGCAAUAAGAGCAUAUACCAUCUUUGGAAGACGUUCGAUCUUAAUUCAAACGUUGCUGGAGCAUGUGGGGAAAUUGCGGCAUAUAAGGGUAAAAAUUGGAUCGCAUUAUUGAAUCCUUUAGUCGCUGCGCAAAAUUUUGAAUACAAGAUCAGCAAUAUACUCGAUAAGCCUACGGAAAGUCUCUUCGGGUACAUCAGUGUGUUGCCCGGUGCUUUCUCCGCUUACAGAUACAUUGCACUGCAAAAUGACAAGAAUGGGCUGGGGCCCUUGGCCUCUUAUUUCAAGGGAGAGGUUCUUCAUGGUCGAGAUACCGAUAUCUUCACUUCGAACAUGUAUCUUGCGGAGGAUCGUAUUUUGUGUUUUGAAUUGGUCGCGAAAGCCAAUUCAAGCUGGGUGCUUCGCUACGUCAAGAGCGCUGUUGGCGAGACCGAUGUCCCUGAUGACCUACCAGAAUUUAUCAGUCAACGCCGUCGAUGGCUAAAUGGCUCUUUCUUCGCUGCAACUUACGCCAUCGCACAUGUCGGACAGAUGAUGCGUUCGGGGCAUAGCUUUGGUCGCAAGGUAGCGCUGCUCGCCCAGGUUGCCUAUAAUAUUCUGAAUUUGGUCUCCUCGUGGUUUGCCAUCGGCAACUUCUACUUGUUCUUUGUCAUCCUCACCUCAUCCUUGGAAAGCCCCGAGUUUAAAAUGAAGGGCAUCCGGUACUUCAACUCCAUUAUCCAGUAUACUUUGGCCUCAAUCGUCAUUGCGUGCUUCCUAUUUUCGAUGGGAAAUAAGCCUCGAGCAGCUCAUUGGAAAUAUAAACUCAUCGCCAUAUCCCUUGCGAUCCUAAUGGUGUACCUCAUCUUCGCGGCUGUAAAAUGCUCUAUCAUGGCAGCAUCACAAGGUGGUGGAGCUUACCAGAUCAUGCUAUUCAGCAUUAUUGUCACCUAUGGAGUCUACACUUUCUCCAGCCUUUUUGCGUUUGACCCGUGGCAUUUAUUGACUAGCUUCUUGCCGUACAUGCUCCUGUCGCCGUCAUACAUCAACAUUCUCAACAUCUACGCAUUCUCCAAUCUCGAUGAUAUAUCUUGGGGAACGAAGGAGGAUAAUACACCUGACAGCGACCUCGGCGCCGUCAUCCAAGACUCUCACUCGCAGGUCGACGUCGAGAUGCUCGCUGAGGCAGCCGACGCGAACGACAUGUACGAAGAGGCGCUGUCGAACUUGAAGCAUCGCACGCCAGUCUCGCGCAGCAAGGCUGGUCCGUCGAAUGCCGAAAAGGAGCAGGCAGCGAAAGAUUACUAUGCCGGCGUGCGUACCAAUGUCCUCCUUGCCUGGGUACUAUCGAAUGGUUUGUUGCUGGCAGGAAUUCUCGGUGGAGGUCAAUCGACCGAGACGUUCAAACCUGGCGGUGGUCUUACUGCUGCCAAAGCAUAUAUGACAUUUGUUCUUGCAUUCGUCGGGAUCACCAGCAUCAUCCGUUUCACAGGGUCGACGUUGUACCUCGUCGCCCGUGUAUUCACCGGGUAG
Heterobasidion irregulare TC 32-1 is the source of this 2322-nucleotide messenger RNA. RefSeq names its product glycosyltransferase family 2 protein. Gene Ontology annotation, cellular component: cell periphery; cell septum. NCBI's taxonomy places the organism in Eukaryota, Fungi, Basidiomycota, Agaricomycetes, Russulales, Bondarzewiaceae. The record is from RefSeq and is a predicted model, not a curated record. The coding region runs from base 1 to 2322 and encodes 773 amino acids. Gene Ontology annotation, molecular function: chitin synthase activity. The transcript is spliced from 18 exons.